UACAAUUACUCAGCUAUUUGACAAAGCAAUGCAUAUAUUGUGGCCAACUAAUGUAAAAUAUGACAAUAUUUUACUUUUUAUAUCUGACGCGGCUCCUUAUAUGAAGAAAGCGGGUAGUACAAUUCAAACUUUGUACCCGAAUAUUAUUCAUUUAACUUGUUUGGCUCAUGCAUGUCAUAACGUCUGUGAAGAAGUACGAGCAUAUUAUAAAAAUGUAGACCAGUUAAUUUCUGAAAUGAAAAAGACAUUUUUAAAAUGUCCUAAGAGAAUCGCAGUUCUGAAAGAAAAAUGUCCAGAAUUGCCAAAUCCACCUAGACCGAUAAUUACACGUUGGGGUACAUGGAUUAAUGCAGUAAAAUACUAUUGUACAAAUUUCAAUGAACUGAAAUCUAUAAUUGAAGAAUUCGAAGAAGAAUCUGAAUGUGUGAGAGCAGCUAAAAGACUUUUUAAAAUGCCAUCGAUACAAAGUAAUCUGGUGUAUAUUGUAUCUAAUUUUGGAUUUUUGCCUGACACAAUUACAAAACUAGAAACAAGAGGUGUAUUACUAUCGAAAAGUGUAGAUAUUGUAAAUAAUAUACAGAUUAAACUCGAAGAAUGCAAUGGCGAAAUAGCUAAAUUGAUUUUGGAUAAAUUCAACAAAGUUAUAUCGAAGAACAAAGGAUGGGGAAAUAUCAAAAAUAUCAACCAAGUAUUGAUUGGAGAAACCACAACCGAUGACGAUCUAUCAAGUAGCAAUCUUAAUUUAGAUAAUUAUUUAAGUAUGAAAUACGCCCCGAUAACUUCGGUGGACGUAGAAAGAUCAUUUUCGAUGUACAAAAAUAUUUUAACCUCUAAUCGUAACCGUUUUACUGAAGACAACCUAUCAAAAUACAUGGUAGUCAAUUUUUUUUUAAUACCAACUAGUUUAUUUUGCAUGCAGUUUUAAUUUUUAAUUUGUAUUUUUCUCAAAAU
This is a messenger RNA of Acyrthosiphon pisum (pea aphid), 951 nucleotides long. RefSeq lists its product as uncharacterized. The record is from RefSeq and is a predicted model, not a curated record. The coding region runs from base 29 to 925 and encodes 298 amino acids. Lineage: Eukaryota; Metazoa; Arthropoda; Insecta; Hemiptera; Aphididae. The transcript is spliced from 3 exons.